Messenger RNA from Ahaetulla prasina, 2455 nucleotides. Its product is annotated as cytochrome P450 3A9-like. The record is from RefSeq and is a predicted model, not a curated record. Gene Ontology annotation, molecular function: testosterone 6-beta-hydroxylase activity; iron ion binding; heme binding. Gene Ontology annotation, biological process: oxidative demethylation; steroid metabolic process. The transcript has 13 exons. Lineage: Eukaryota; Metazoa; Chordata; Lepidosauria; Squamata; Colubridae. The coding region runs from base 176 to 1708 and encodes 510 amino acids.
GAAAGUCGCACCAGGGCAGGUUCACUUCUCCAGGCAUAUAGCAAGGCUGGCAAAGGAUAACCAAGAAAUUGGGAGAAGAAGAUUGUCCCAGAAUUGUCCGCUCAAGGACAGAAUUCUAGCUGAAGCUCAUUAGAAGAAUCACCCGGCCAGGAGAUCCAAGAACCAAGAACUCACAAUGGAUCUUCUUCCUACCUUAUCCAUGGAGACCUGGUUCAUGGUGGUGCUUUUGAUGGGACUUCUUCUGCUAUAUGGAGUUUGGCCAUUUCGCGUUCUCAGCAAUGUGGAGAUUCCAGGUCCAUCCUUAUUGCCGUUCUUUGGGACAAUUUUGAAUUACCGCAAAGGAUUUAUGAAAUUUGACAGUGAAUGCUUCAAUAAAUAUGGGAAGAUCUGGAGACUUUAUGAUGGCCGUCAACCUAUUAUUGCUGUAUUGGAUUCUGCAGUUAUCAAGGCUGUCCUAGUGAAAGAAUGCUACAGUACUUUUACCAACCGGCGAGCUUUCCCUGCUCCAGACAUCUUAAAAAACGCAGUUUCUAUGACCCAAGAUGAACAAUGGAAGAGGAUUCGCACUGUGCUCUCUCCAACCUUCACCAGUGGGAAGUUGAAAGAGAUGUUUCCCAUCAUUAAACACUACGGGGAGAUUUUAAUUCAAAACGUUCAGAAGAAAAUGGAAAAAGAUGAGCCCAUAGACGUGAAAGACGUCUUCGGGGCCUACAGCAUGGACGUGGUCACCAGCACUUCCUUCGGGGUAGACAUCAACUCCAUGAACAAUCCCAAAGAUCCUUUCGUCAAGCAGAUCAAGAAGCUCACCAAAUUCAGAGCUUUCGAUCCAAGGAUCGUUCUUGCAUUUAUGUUCCCAGGACUCAUGCCAAUUUUCAACGCUUUGGACCUAACCGCUUUUCCAAAGGAAGCUCUGAACUUCUUCGCAAAAUCUUUUUCAAAAAUGAAGGAAUCGCGGCUGAAGGAAGGCCAAGGGAGCCGGGUGGAUUUCCUCCAGAUGAUGAUUGACUCCCAAAACAACAACAAGGACUCCGUAAAGAAUGGCAAAAACUCUACAAGCAAUGGACUGGAUCACUCAUAUAAAGGCCUGACCGAUAAAGAAAUUCUAGCCCAGGCGUUUAUCUUCAUUUUUGCUGGAUAUGAACCCACCAGUAAUUCUCUUGGUUACAUGGCCUACAGCUUAGCUACUCACCCAGAUGUUCAGAGGAAGCUGCAAGAGGAAAUAGAUACUGUUCUACCCGACAAGGCACCUCUUACCUAUGACGCCAUCAUGCAACUGGAGUACCUUGACAUGGUACUGAAUGAAACCCAAAGGGUAUAUCCUCUCGGAGGGCGUAUUGAAAGAGUCUGCAAGACGGACGUCGAAAUCAACGGGAUGACCAUUCCCAAAGGCACCGUGGUGAUGAUCCCACCCCUCGUCCUGCAUCGGGUCCCCGAAUACUGGCCGGAACCAGAAGAGUUCAGGCCUGAGAGGUUCAGCAAAGAAAACAAAGAAAACAUUGACCCCUACACAUAUCUUCCCUUCGGAGCUGGACCCCGGAAUUGUAUCGGAAUGAGAUUUGCGUUGGUCACCAUGAAAGUCGCUAUUGCCGUCAUUAUGCAGCGCUUCUCCUUUAAAGUCUGCAAAGAAACACCGAUUCCUCUGGUCAUGAGCAACCAAGCAUUCUUAGUUCCGGAGAAACCAAUCGUUCUGAAGUUAGUGCCACGAUAAGGCGGCCAAGAAAGUGAGGAACCAAACAUAGCGACGAUGCCCUGAAACAUCCCUGCAGUGGAUGCAACAAUUUCGGGCUUCUUCAUCUGUAGAACCUUGGAAGAAAACCAUUGAAAUAGUCACUAAAAAUAGCUUUGGAGAGAUGGACCCAUUUGCUUUACGUAGCUCUUAUAAGGUUGAAAUCAUAACUCCAACCUUGGCAACUUUAAGCCUGGAGGACUUCAACUCCCAGCAUUGAGUUGAAGUCCUCCAGGCUUAAAGUUGCCACGGUUGGAGACCCCUGACAUAGGUGGAAGAGAUGUUAAUAUUUGUUGUUGUUGUUGUUAGUGAUGAUGUUGCAUAACUUGAUAUUUUGAAGAUUUUUGACCUCUAAAUUAAGCCGGUCAUGAAUCCAGUUAGUAAAAUCCACACUGCAGAUGUACCCGAGUCGGAUUGUCCCUUAUCACCAUUAGAAUAUUUGGAACUUUUCACCAAGAAAAAUCAACCGAUUUGUUUCCGCCUCUCUGAUAUCCACUGAUAUCCAUCAAUAUGUAAAGAUGAUCUCAUCCAGCCUCAGAGAAUCUGGAUGGGAGCUUUCAUUAGAAGGAGUCUGUACCACUGAUGAAUUUUAAUGGCGUUUUAACGAAUUAUUAAAUGGCUGGGUUUGCAUUUUGUUGCACAUUUGUAUAAUUAGCCAUCCCUCCUUGCCUACAAGCAAGCGUGUAAAAUAUAGACAUACGAGAUAAAUAAAGAUGUUUUCCCAUUUUC